CGGGGCGCUCUGGAGUCGUCAUGGAGAUAUGCCGCAUCGAAGCAUCGUUAUUUUUAUCCGUCACUUCAACUGCGAGGUGAGAAGCUUAUUCGCACAACGCUCUGACGUCGCUGUAAAUACUGACCAGUAUGCGGAAGUCGUGUGCCGAUUAUGUUCGUGCCCUAUCGACCAAAUUUACUCCCAAUGGUCUUGCUUCUAGAUCCAUACCGACAUCUCUUUACAUUGUCGGAUGUGGAAGUCAUACUUUCAUCUCAACCUACAUGAAGCGCACUGGCUGCGAGUUUCAGAUCUAUACAGAUCCAUCGCGAGUCACAUACGAUACGCUAGGGAUGACGUGUAACUUGGGGCUCGGAAAGAAGCCAAGUUAUAUUUCAUCAAGCUUCAUCGGAGCGCUCAUCGGGACUGGAAACACCCUGGCUACCUUGCUUACAGACUCGGGCAAGAAGAGUCAGAAUGGUGGUGAACUCAUUUGGAUCAAUAGCGAGAUCAAGUGGGCUCGAAGGAUGCUAAACACUCGUGACCAUAUCGAGGUCGAAGAUUUGGAGCUCGUGUUGGCUGGACAGGAGAAGGACAACCUCCAGUAACGGAGCACUUCUCAUUAGACAGUAACCAAUAGUAAUAAGUACGAGACAUUUCAGAUCGUCAAUAUGCAUCCGACCUGUACACCGUGCAGGCCUGGCAAGAUC
This is a messenger RNA of Aureobasidium subglaciale EXF-2481, 686 nucleotides long. RefSeq lists its product as uncharacterized. The record is from RefSeq and is a predicted model, not a curated record. The coding region runs from base 129 to 584 and encodes 151 amino acids. The transcript has a single exon. Lineage: Eukaryota; Fungi; Ascomycota; Dothideomycetes; Dothideales; Saccotheciaceae.